Triticum aestivum (bread wheat) is the source of this 2192-nucleotide messenger RNA. RefSeq names its product lipase. The record is from RefSeq and is a predicted model, not a curated record. Bases 407 to 1810 code for a protein of 467 amino acids. The transcript is spliced from 8 exons. Lineage: Eukaryota; Viridiplantae; Streptophyta; Magnoliopsida; Poales; Poaceae.
CCCGCCCGCGGGCGCCAGAACGCUCGCCCGUCACACACAUCGUCGACGCGACGCGUUUAUAAAUAGCAAAACCGUAUGAUUAUAGGCUAGCCCAGCCCACAAAGUUAGCGACGCGCAAGGGGAAGGAAGGACGGACGGAGAACGGGCGCGCCAGCGCGAGACGGCGACGACGCUGGGAGGAGCGCGCGACAGCCAGCCAGCGGUCUGCCUUGCCAGCGACGGAAGGUAGGAGAGAGAGAAAACGAGGGCGCCCCCCGGCCACGACCCGGAGGCGUGACCGGCUCUUCUCCGACUCGUCCUCUUCCUCUUCCUCUUCCUGCGGGGAGGCAAGGGGGGGAGGAGGGGGAGGGGGGAGGCGCGGCGCCCACCGCCCGCCGCCCGCUUCGCGGCUCGUUGACGGGGCGCGAUGGCGAGGUUCAUCCUGGGCCUGGUGGAGCUCGGGGUCAGCGCAGCCGUGCACCUGCUCUUCGGCUUCUACGUCUUCAGCACGGCCGUCGCGGCGGACAUCUCGCAGGCCGCCGCCGCGUCCGGGUGCCCGCUGCUGCGCCGCCCGCCCCCGGCCGCGGGGCUCGUCGACGUCGCCGCCGCGGCCGAGGAGGACGACCGCAGGGGCGUCGUGCUCGACGGCUCGCCGCCGCCCAUCGUCCUCGUCCACGGCAUAUUCGGCUUCGGCAAGGGGAGGCUCGGCGGGAUGUCCUACUUCGCCGGCGCCGAGAAGAAGGACGACCGCGUGCUCGUGCCGGAUUUGGGGUCGCUCACCAGCAUCCAUGACAGGGCGCGGGAGCUGUUCUACUACCUCAAGGGGGGACAGGUGGACUACGGCGUGGAGCACAGCCAGGUUUAUGGCCACACGCGCUUCGGGAGGAUCUAUGACACCGGGCAUUAUCCGGUGUGGGACGAGCAGAACCCGGUGCACUUUGUGGGGCACUCGGCCGGCGCGCAGGUUGUGAGGGUGCUGCAUCAGAUGCUCGCUGAGAAGGCUUUCCCUGGGCAUGAUACUUCUGAAGACUGGGUUCUGAGCCUUACUUCCUUGUCAGGCGCGCUUAAUGGAACCACACGGACUUACUACGACGGCAUGCUGGCUGAAGAUGGGAGAUCCAUGAAAUCGAUUUGUCUUCUUCAGCUCUGCCGGCUUGGAGUCAUUGUCUAUGAUUGGCUGGACAUUCCUUGGCUGAAGAAUUACUACAAUUUCGGUUUUGAUCACUUUGAAAUGUCAUGGAGGAAAGUUGGUUUUUCUGGUUUAGUUGAUCUCCUGCUAGGGAAUACUGGGCCGUUUUCCUCGGGAGACUGGAUUCUCCCUGACCUCACAAUUCAAGGAUCUCUAAAAAUUAACUCUACCAUCAAGACCUUUCCCAAUACAUUCUACUUCAGUUAUGCUACAAAGAGAACUAGGAAGCUAUUUGGAAUUACAGUACCAUCAAGCGUCCUUGGAGUUCACCCCAUGCUCUUUCUCAGAGUUCUCCAGAUGUGUAUGUGGCGGCACCCUCAAAACGCACCUCUACCUUACAAAGGAUACAGGGAUGAAGAUUGGGAAGAUAAUGAUGGGGCUUUGAACACAAUCUCCAUGACGCACCCUCGCAUUCCCAUAGAGCAUCCUAACCGUUUGGUAGUGGAUGAUUCUGACUGCAAUCCUUUGCAACCUGGGAUAUGGUAUCACAAGAUCAUUGAGGGUGAUCACAUUCUUUUCAUUGUAAAUCGGGAAAGAGCUGGAGUGCAGUUUGAUUUGCUGUAUGAUGGCAUUUUCGAGCGCUGCAGAAAGCAUGCAUUUAGGAAGAGCCCCCCUACCAUGCCAAACGAAGCAAGUCAAUAGAAGAUUAAACUAAGCAUUCUAGGUAGUAGUGAGGAAGAAACAAGGUGGCCAUGGAGCUUUUUUCGCUUCUCUUCAUCUCCGGCCUCCAUGCACUUGGAUGUAACUUCAACAUUGUAAACUGUAAAUUAAUUUGUCCAUUUGAGCAAAUGGCACGCUUGAUACCGCCGGUUCUUGGAAGGAGGGGUUUUGCAACUUGCUUUUCGCUGCCCUUACAGCACAAUGCAAGGAAGGAAGCUUGUAAUUUAGCAGAAGGUUACAGAUGAAUACCAGCAUUUAUCUAUGACCUUAAUGGGGCUUGUACAUAUUAAGGAUUGCAUCCAUGGAGCUACUUUGUAUGUUGGCAAUGGUUUUGACGGAAGAGCUGGUCUAUGAUUGCGCUGUU